AUGGUCGAAGGAAGAACCUCAAUAGAGCAACUCUCGGCGGAAACACGAGCCAGACUACGCUCCACCCAGAUAUUGACAUCUUUACCGCAAGUCGUAUCUGAAUUGCUGCAGAACUCGCUAGAUGCUGGAGCUCGGCAGAUUUCCAUAGGUGUUAACUGCGACGAAUGGUCAUGCUGGGUGACGGAUGAUGGCUUGGGGAUUGGGAAGGACGGACUAGCUGCGCUAGGCAAGGGCUCAGAACAUGGACGAUACAAUACGUCGAAGGCAUAUAGCAUGGACUCUCUCGGUGAUCUCUCUACGUUCGGAUUUCGCGGUGAAGCCCUAGCAUCGGCGGCCGACUUGGCCUGCUUGGAGAUCUCCUCACGAACGGCCAAGUCAAAGCAGAGUUGGUCCAUUAUUCUAAAGGGAGGUGAUACCCUAUACAGUGGGCCAUCGGUCAGAUGGCGACGGGAGUCACCAGGGACCACUGUAUAUCUCCAGGAUAUCUUUUAUAGCCUCCCAAUACGACGGUUGUCCCACCCUUCACCUUCAAAGACCGUCGAAACGAUACGGAACGAUAUUGAAUGCUAUGCCCUUGUAUUUCCGCAGGUCUCAUUCUCUCUGCAGCGUGCUGCCGUUGGGCGAGACGGCAACGUUGAAAAAGUUACCGCGAUCCCCAAGACUUCCUCUAGUUUGACUGCGUUCAAACAUAUCUUUGGACGUGCAUUAGUCGAGCACGUUGAUGAAAUGAACAGCCAGUCGGGCGAACUACGCCUUGAAGGAUUUAUUAGCCUUAAUGGCGCGCUAUGCAAGUCAUAUCAAUUUAUAUAUAUCAACCAUCACCCCAUAUCAUUCUGCGACAUACAUAGAACCGUUGAUUCUCGCUUCGCUUCUAGUACAUUUGGUAAACAUGCGUUCGAUGAAGAAGGAGAAACCGAUUCUAGACCUCAUGCUCGACGUUCUCCACGGAAAGGCGAAAAGAAGCCGGUCUAUGUCCUCAACUUGAUCAUACCCACCCGACUCAUUGAUAACUGCAUGGAACCAGCGAAAUCAUCGGUCGGAUUGGAGAAUAAAAACGCCGUAAUUUCCUUCUUAUCAUCAGAAAUACAGUCCUUUCUGGUAAGGAAUGGGUUCGCGACGCAUCAUCUUACUACCUCAAACUCUGUGAACCUCGGUGGGACGCCUCGUAAACGACGGAGAGUUGCAACCGAUGAGGACGAAACGCCUCCGCUCAUGAUUGAGCCUGCGUAUAAUAUGACGGUGGCUCCCAAAAGCCACCCGGUGUACAUAUUACCGGGAGAGGACUCUGCAGGUGAUACCAUAACAUGGACCGACCCGAACACUGGCAAAGUUUUCGUUAUCGACAGCCGGACAGGUAAUUCCGUAAGCCAAGCAGCAGUGUCCAAAGCCAGACAACCAGAGGAGCCGAGUGGAAGGCGUACGCUGACGGCAUCGCUGUCGCCGACGCUGGAUACAGCAAAUGUUCCACAAUGGAUACAGAAAGCAUUAAUGGCGAACGACGUAUACUCACUACCUGACAAGAGGAUCCCGACUUGUGCUCAUGUAGUAAAGCCAGCUACUGGACGUCAAAUGCUUGGUCAUUGGGGCCCUCAAAGUCUAGAUUACUCCAGGGGACCCUAUCUUUCGACGGUAGAUGCAGAGUUAACAUCUCUUCAAUUCCGAAAGGAAGACUUACCCCAGGCCCGGGUCAUAAGCCAGGUUGACCGAAAGUUCAUUGCCUGUAUCAUGCCAGCUACGAGGGCGAGGCCUGAGAUGACCUCGGUUGGAAAUAGCACUCCGGACGAAUCUCCGGAACAAGCACUUAUUUUGGUGGACCAACACGCAGCCGACGAACGUAUCCGUGUGGAGAAGUUCCUCAAAGAACUCUGUCUGCACUACUUAGGGGCGGAUGCAGGUGGCGUGAAGCUUCGAGUGUUAUCGCCGACCGUUCUCGUACUCUUGACGCAUCACGAAGCAAAACGACUGGCCUCAAACGAGUCGGUUCAGGAGGAAUUUCGAAGAUGGGGGUUUGAAUUCUCCAGAUUGGUGGGCCUAUUGUCGGGACACGACCCCGAAGCCGGAGCGGACGCUGCUACGGAAAGUGGAUAUACCCAGGUAGAAGUGCAGAGCAUUCCCGACAUGGUAGCAGAUAAGCUACUCCAGGGACACGAGCUACGAGACCUGAUUAAGGCAUUUCUCGCGCAGUUGAAUGGCGAGUCAUCGAGAGGCACUCCAAAUGAUGUGCAAGACUCUAGCCAAGGAGACCAUGCUUGGUUAAAGGCCCUGCGGUGGUGCCCCAGGGAACUGGUCGAGUUGAUUAACUCCAAAGCCUGCCGAGGCAAGUUUGGCCAUUUGAUUUCUACUGGUGUCACCAUUGAUUCCGAAUUUGCUCGCGCACGUUGCCGAGCCAGGUGCAAUCAUGUUUAA
This is a messenger RNA of Pleurotus ostreatus (oyster mushroom), 2406 nucleotides long. It is a transcript of the gene MLH3, whose product is annotated as DNA mismatch repair protein. Gene Ontology annotation, cellular component: mismatch repair complex. Gene Ontology annotation, biological process: mismatch repair. The transcript is spliced from 15 exons. Gene Ontology annotation, molecular function: ATP-dependent DNA damage sensor activity; ATP binding; mismatched DNA binding. The record is from RefSeq and is a predicted model, not a curated record. Lineage: Eukaryota; Fungi; Basidiomycota; Agaricomycetes; Agaricales; Pleurotaceae. Bases 1 to 2406 code for a protein of 801 amino acids.